AUGGUAGUUUUCAGAUGCUUCUUCUCCAGUCCCACCAGGUGUGCCAAAAAAGGUUGUUGUCACCAAAAAGUGGUCCAAGGUGGUGAUUUGCAGACACACAUCCUUGUUAAGCUUCUAAAUGAACCAACAAGUCUUCCUCGAUCGACUCCUGCUAUUGAGAUGACUGACUAUCUUAAUUCGUUGUCCAUAACCUUAAUAUUUAUUGUCAUAGCCUUAAUCCUCUUAUUCCUAGAUUGGUUUUUAAAUGCUCGGUUUGUUGAGAUUGCACUAAACAAUAGCAACGAUCACGACACCAACCCCGUCCCGCCCCAGCAGCAACAGUACCAUAGCGGGCUAAGGAGGAAGAAUAUUAUUUCAUCUGCUGGCAUUGUUUUUCAAUACAAGAAGAGUCAUCAUGAAGAAGAAGGGGAAGAUAGUAAUUAUUGUGUGAUAUGCUUGGAAAAGUUUGAAGGAGGAGAGCUGUGUAGGGUUUUGAAUGGAUGCAACCAUGUCUAUCAUCAACUCUGCAUAGAUAAGUGGCUCUUCAACGACGUUCAUUGCCCGAUUUGUCGGUCGUCUGUUCGAGGUGAACGUACUGUUGAAGAUGAAGUGCUCGAUCAAGUAUAA
Molecule: messenger RNA, 606 nt
Organism: Tripterygium wilfordii
Lineage: Eukaryota; Viridiplantae; Streptophyta; Magnoliopsida; Celastrales; Celastraceae
Product: RING-H2 finger protein ATL56-like
Exons: 3
Coding region: 1-606 (201 amino acids)
Source: RefSeq, a predicted model, not a curated record